Molecule: messenger RNA, 4065 nt
Organism: Ostrinia nubilalis (European corn borer)
Lineage: Eukaryota; Metazoa; Arthropoda; Insecta; Lepidoptera; Crambidae
Gene: trp
Product: transient receptor potential protein
Exons: 21
Coding region: 89-3772 (1227 amino acids)
Biological process (GO): calcium ion transmembrane transport; regulation of cytosolic calcium ion concentration
Cellular component (GO): cation channel complex; plasma membrane
Molecular function (GO): store-operated calcium channel activity; inositol 1,4,5 trisphosphate binding; protein binding
Source: RefSeq, a predicted model, not a curated record
UCCCGCAGGACGGAACCCGCGACGGUCUGCAUGCCACCACCGGUGGAACCCCGACCAUGACUUCAGGCUGACCUGUACUUCGAUCAGGAUGAACCGUGGCUCGAGGGAGGAGCUCCUGGGCAGCUCCCAGGAAGCCCUCCGGAACAGCCAGCAUGACCUGAGGACCUUCAACGAGCGCGCCCUCACCAGAGAAGAGAAGACGUACCUCCUCCAUGCUGAUAGAGGAGACUACGCCACUGUCAAGAGGUUAAUAGAACAGUACUCCAACAACACAGAUGUCCUGGACAUCAACUGUGUGGACCCCCUCAACCGGUCGGCGCUCAUCGCCGCCAUAGAGAAUGAGAACAUCGAACUCAUCAAACUGCUGCUGGACUCUGGAAUUAUGGUCAAGGAUGCCCUACUCCAUGCAAUCAAGGAAGAAUACGUAGAGGCAGUGGAGUUACUCCUGCAGUGGGAGGAAGACCACCAUGUACCCGGUGAUCCUUACAGCUGGGAGUCAGUAGACCCUUCAGCGGCCACCUUCACGCCAGACAUCACGCCUCUCAUCCUGGCUGCCCACAGGAACCACUACGAGAUCCUCAAGAUACUCCUGGACAGGGGAGCGACUCUACCCAUCCCCCACGACGUCAAAUGCGGCUGCGACGAGUGCGUCAAGUCCUCCCAAGAGGACUCGCUGCGGCACUCCCAAGCUCGUAUCAAUGCGUACCGUGCGCUCACCUCCCCCUCGCUCAUCGCGCUGUCCUCAGCCGACCCGCUGCUGACGGCCUUCCAGCUGUCCUGGGAGCUAAACCGGCUGAGCAGGAUGGAGACGGAGUUCCGGGUUGAGUACAAGGCACUGCGGCAGCAAUGCCAGGAGUUCGCCACCUCCCUCCUGGACCACACGAGGACGUCCAACGAGCUGGAGAUCAUGCUCAACUACAACCCCUGGGACACGGACAGCUGGGAGCCAGGGGAGAGACAAACCCUGGGCAGGCUCAAACUGGCCAUCAAGUACAAGCAGAAAAUGUUCGUAGCUCAUCCGAAUGUACAACAGUUGCUGGGUGCGAUUUGGUAUGAAGGCUUACCAGGAUUCAAGAGAAAAAACAUCGUCGGGCAAUGUGUUCAGGUAGCGAAACUUGGCGUGAUGUUUCCCGUGUACUGCACGAUCUACAUGUUAGCGCCGAACUCUGAGUACGGCCGCUUCAUGAAGAAGCCCUUCGUCAAGUUCAUCUGCCACAGCUCCUCCUACAUGCUGUUUCUAAUGCUGCUCUCCCUCGCGUCACAACGGGCAGAGUACCUGGUCCUGGAAUGGUCCGGGAUCCGCUGGCUCCAGGAACUGGUGGAGCAUUGGAAGGAGCACGAGCGAGGGUCUCUACCAGGCCUGAUUGAGUUCACCGUCAUCAUCUACAUAGCAAGUCUCAUCUGGGCCGAGAUUCGCUCGCUCUGGACAGGAGGGCUGAUGGAGUACAUCAGCGACCUCUGGAAUAUCGUGGACUUCAUUACCAACAUGUUUUACAUCGCCUGGAUUAGCUUGCGGGUUGCUUCGUGGUAUAUCGUGCAGCGUGACUACAAAAGCGGCAUGGACCCAUGGUACCCCCGUGAACGCUGGGACUCCUACGACCCCAUGCUGCUCUCCGAAGGUGCUUUCGCUGCUGGCAUGAUAUUCUCCUUCCUCAAACUGGUGCACAUCUUCUCCAUCAACCCGUACCUUGGGCCGCUGCAGGUGUCCCUUGGAAGAAUGAUCCUGGACAUCAUCAAGUUCUUCUUCGUUUAUAUGCUGGUGCUGUUCGCGUUUGGGUGUGGCCUGAACCAGCUGAUGUGGUACUACGCGGAGCUGGAGAAGAACAAAUGCUACCACAACCCGAAUGGUAUGCCGGACUUCGACACGCAAGAACGUGCCUGCACUAUUUGGAGAAGAUACGCCAACCUAUUCGAGACCUCCCAGUCCCUCUUCUGGGCGUCGUUCGGGCUGGUCGACCUGACGACCUUCGAGCUAACCGGCAUCAAGAGCUUCACGCGCUUCUGGGCGCUGCUGACCUUCGGCUCGUACUCCGUCAUCAACAUCAUCGUGCUCCUGAACAUGCUCAUCGCUAUGAUGUCCAACUCUUAUCAGAUCAUUUCUGAACGUUCGGACAUGGAAUGGAAAUUCGCCCGCAGCAACCUCUGGAUGUCGUACUUCGAGGAUGGUGACACAGUUCCCCCACCCUUCAACAUCAUCCCCACCCCCAAGCAUCUCGUGUGCUGGAUCAAGCACUGCUGCGGGAAUAGGGAACGAGGGUCUAUAAUAAACAAAUCCCGAGAAAAAGCCAGGCAACAGCACGAGGCAGUCAUGAGAGUACUAGUCAGGAGAUACGUCACCGCGGAACAGAGGGCACGUGACGAGGUCGGAGUGACGGAGGAUGACGUCAUGGAGAUCAGACAGGACAUCUCAACGCUGCGCUUCGAGCUGAUAGACAUCCUCCAUAACAAUGGGAUGAAGACGCCAAGGCUGAAGAUGCAGGAUUCCACUGUCGCUGGCAAGAAAGGCAAGGUGAUGGAGAGGAGGAUCCUCAAGGACUUCCAGAUCGGCAUCGUGGAGGGCAUCAUCAAGGACGUCAUCUCCAAGGAGAGCAAGCCCAAGGACGUGUUCAGCCAGAUCGCCAAAGCUAUAGUCAGGAGAGGCAGCACUGACAGCAAAAAACGCGACUGGAACGCAAUGGUGCGCACGAACACCGUCCGACGCGACCCUAUCGGAAGAACCUCUGAAGCGGAGGUCAGACGCAGCCGCCAGUCCCUCCGGGCACACAUCUUAGAGAACGUCAGCGCGAGGACCAUCGACCCUCAGAAGCUGCUCGAAUACAACCCGAAGCUCUCAGACGUGACACCAUGCACCAGGGUGGCAUACGCCAAGUUCAUGCGCACCAAGAUCAAGUCGGAUUUCGCGCUGCGCGAGGAGCAGAAGCAGAAGGGCUCCGUCGAGGAGUUCAGCCUGGAGGACGAGGUCUUUGAGACCCCCAAGAGGGUUGACUCGAAGAGGCAGAGCAAGAAUAUACGUAAAUCAUUCCGUACCAGAACUCCAAUUCCAGAAACAUCUGACGACGAGGUAUUGAAAGAACAUGAAAUGACUGUAGAAGCUGAUAUCGAGUCUAAAGAUUCCGAAGGAUGCUCCGAAAUAACCAGACCACUCAAAUCUUCCUCUCAAGAACCUUCAGAGCCCAGGACACCAGAGUUCGACCCCAUCAGCGACAGACGUCUAACGCCCCCAGCGCAAUUCGACACCAAACACCACAUCAUCCAGAUAGAAGAGCCAGAAUCUCCCACCAGGACUCUCUGCAUGACCCAAGAUGAAGAUACCAAACUUCAAAAACCUAUAACUCCAACGCCUAGUAUUAAAUCCGAACAGAUCCUCUCAGCGUCUGCUUUAGACUCUCAGUACAAGCAAAUGAUGACUCCUCCACCAGUCAUAAUGACCCCACCACCUCCCGAAAGUCCAGCCCCACCAAUCCCCAUCCAGCAAGCCAUAUCCAGGCCAGCAUCUAGGUCCACCCUAUCUAAGUCUCCAAUGCCAGAAUCUAGGUCACCUAUCCCAGAAUCACGGUCUCCGAUCCCAGAAUCAAAGUCACCUCAGCCAGAAUCGAGUUCUCGGCAAGAAUCCAGAUCUAGAUCUCCCCGACCAGAGACCUCGACAACUAGACCUAUGUCUUCGUUGGGGUCUUCCAGGGUGUCCCCUAGUCCGUCGCCUACGCCGUCCAUGGCUAUCAGUGAUAAGGGGAAGUCAAAAGUCACUGGCAAAAUGGUUUCUGGGUGGCUUUAGAUUGUGUUUAAAUUAGUGGUAUCAGUCAGUUUGAUGAAAAGGAAAAAAUAUCUGCGUUCAUUGUUUUAAGUAGGACUAGUAGUAGUCAUUGAAAGACCAUAAGUUACUUUUGAAAGCCAUAAUGUUUAGUGAAGAUUCCAAAAGAGUAUGAGAUGGUAAGGGGUUUGAAAUACUUAGUGAUAGACAUACAGCCAAUAAUGUGAUAGUAAGAACCAAUAUCAUAAUCAUCGAUGAAGGUGUUUUUAUCGAUACCACUAAUAAAUAAUGAAAACCAACUUUUGACUCUGUUGGGU